UGGACCUGGGCCCCACCGCUAAGCCCGGCACGCCGCGGCGUGCAGGAGAGCUGCUGGGGUGGCGGAGCCGCGGCCACGGCCGGGAUGGUGGCGCUGCUCGCUCUGCGCCGAGGAGCUGGGGCUGCGGGCCGGCGCUGGUUUGUGCUGCUACCGCCUCUGCUGCUGGCACUGCUGCUGGCGCGGCCCGCGGGGGCCCUGGUGGAGGGGCUGUAUUGCGGCAUGCGAGACUGCUACGAGGUGCUGGGCGUGAGCCGCACGGCGGGCAAGGCGGAGAUCGCUCGUGCCUACCGCCAGCUCGCCCGGCGCUACCACCCCGACCGCUAUCGUCCAGAGCCCGGCGAUGAGGGCCCGGAGUGGACGCUGCAGAGCGCCGAGGAGGCCUUCCUGUUGGUGGCAACCGCCUACGAGACUCUCAAGGAUGAAGAAACACGAAAAGAUUAUGACUACAUGCUGGACCACCCAGAAGAAUACUACAGCCAUUACUAUCACUACUACAGCAGGCGCUUAGCCCCGAAAGUGGAUGUUAGAAUCGUGAUUUUGGUCAGUGUGUCCGCCAUUUCACUGUUUCAGUUUUUCAGCUGGUGGAAUAGCUACGACAAGGCCAUCAGCUACCUGGCCACAGUGCCCAAGUACCGCAUCCAAGCCAUGGAGAUCGCCAAGCAGCAGGGGCUGCUCAGAAAAGCCAAAGAGAAGGGCAGAAGCAAAAAGUCCAAAGAGGAAAUUCGUGAUGAGGAGGAGAACAUUAUAAAGAACAUUAUAAAAAGUAAAAUAGACAUAAAGGGAGGCUACCAGAAACCCCAGAUACGCGAUCUUCUCCUGUUUCAAAUUCUCUUAGCUCCUGUUAACCUGUGCUCAUAUAUAGUGUGGUAUUGCCGGUGGAUCUAUAAUUUUAAUAUCAAAGGCAAAGAAUAUGGGGAAGAAGAAAGACUGUAUAUCAUACGUAAGUCUAUGAAGAUGUCAAAGUCUCAGUUUGAUAGUCUAGAAGAUCAUCAGAAAGAAACUUUUCUUAAACGGGAGCUCUGGAUAAAGGAGAAUUAUGAGGUCUACAAACAAGAACAAGAAGAAGAGCUAAAGAAAAAAUUGGCCAAUGACGCUAGAUGGAAGAGAUACAGGAGAUGGAUGAAGCAUGAAGGGCCCAGACGGUUAACAUUUGUGGAUGACUAAAGAUUGCUGGAAUGCUACUAUGCCAAACCUUAAUGGUGAUAUUAUUUUCAUAACGGAAUUAUUUUAGAAAUGUUAUCAACUGCUCCUCAGCGGUAACUAAAAUUCCUCAAGUAUUUGAUUAAACAGAAUAAUGAAGACAUCUAAACUUUACCUUAAAACUUUAUACAUAAGACAUUUAUGAUUGUUCAAUUUUUAUAAUCGAUUUGUGGAUUUUGUUAAAAGAUUUGACAUGAAGAUUUAUUAGUUGCCAUUUAAAAAUUUUAUAUGUUUAGUUAAAAAGAUUUGACAUGAAAAUUUAUUAGAUACCAUUUAAAAUUUUUAUGUUAAGUGUUUAUUCUUCAACUGUUUCCUUAUUCUUAGUUAUAGUGCUACAUUUUUCUGCUUUCAUGCCCUCUAAUAUUUUCACAAAACAUAAAAAAUUAUAAUAGCAUUUAAUUACAUUAUUCUGAGUGUCUUUCUAGACACAUACUUCUUCAGCAAAAUGAUUUCCACUAUCAUGUCAUCUUCAUUAUAGUCAUUCUAGGAUUGAAAUAUGUCCAAAACAUCUCUCUAGGAGAGUUGUCUGCUAGAAUGCCUAUUUAUCUCUCUCCCCAGUCAUAAUAUUCUUGAUAAGAUCAGAAACUCUCCAGGAGAGUGAAUCUACCUUCAUGUCCUUGUAGGAUGAACUUGAUUACAGUCAUUAUAGGACUAUAUAACUAUUUUCAAAUGUUUUUCCAGAAGAGAGAGACCUUGUAAAAAGGUCUUUUGUACCACAGUAUUGCUUUUCCCCCCACUUCAAUUAAAAAAAGAAAAAAAAAUGACAGCAGAAAUAGUGUCCUGGAAAGUUGUUCAUAUAUUAUGAAGCCCAUGAGUGGCAAAAAAUUCAUUGUAUGUGAGUGCAUUUACAUGUAUUUAAAGCAGAAAGAAGAGGUGCCUAGCUGUGUGCUGUUCUUUUAAACAAUGCAAUGUAAAUGUUUUAUACGUGUGCAAGUGAAAGUAAUUCACACAUAAUUUGACUGAAGCAAGUAUGAGACCACACCAAAGUAUUGAUACACAUUCAUGAUAGUGAAUCAAUACUCCUGUUAAAGGUUUAUCCCACUGCUUCAUAUCAAUAAAAUGGUUGCAAUAUAUCACAAGUUUGUUGGUAUGACAUUUUAAAUCAAAGAGUAACAUGCUGCUUUUAUAGUAUAUAAUUUUAAAAGACUAGUAUGGAUAGUAGAUAUGCAGAGUCUGUUUCUAGCCAAAGUAAACUAGCCCUUUCAGGAGCUCAGCCCAAAUAUGGGACAUGUACAAAGAGUCAAGAGGGAAGAUUUCCGGCCUUGCUAAUAUAGACAAAGACCUGAGGUGAGGUUUUGAAUCUGUUAUUUAAGAAGUUGCCUCAUGAGAACGUGGUGGCAGGAGUUCAGCCCGAUUAUCACUAGGGACCUUGUGCAGCUCUAACAUUCUGAAAUAUUUGUAUUUUUAUAAACUUCAGAUGAAGUUGUUUUAUGCAUCCAUUCAUUUUUAGAAGGGUGGAGAAAUUACACAACUAAAUUAUCAGAAGCUAUAUUUCAAACCAUAAACGCCCAACUCUUAACUAUAGAUAAAUGCCUUUCAAAGGUGCCACGGUUGUCCGUAGAGUCAGCAGCCCCUGUCUUAGAGUUCAUUAUCACCUAUUUAACACACAGUAAUAUUAAUCUAAGAACAGACGUAUGUGCCACAUGUUAUAAGGACCAAAAAGAAACGUAGGCACUUGCCCCUCUUUUAAAAUUUCAAAAAAGUUUCUGGUACCCUAGGCAUUUUUUACUUAGUGAUAAGGAAAAUAAAGAGGGCUGGGCAUGUUGACAUAAAGGUUAGCUGAUAAAAACAGUGUAUAUUUGGAUAUGAUUUUGCUUAUCUGCUAGAUUGCUGUAUUUCUUCCUGACUUUCUACAAAUUUCGUUUUUGAGAUUGUCCCCAGCAGCCUGCUCACUUGGUAAAAAGUCUGGGUGGUCUUUUGGAAUCAUGGUCAUGGCAUGAGUCAGGAUGAAUGGAUUCUUCCUUAAUGGAAGGACUCUGAUUUUCCUCGCCCCUUCCUUCAGCAAAAUAACUACGCUGCAGUAUCCUAGAGUGAAGGAAGGGCCAUGAGUUUUCACAAGUGUUCACGUAUUCUGGGUAUCUUAUAAUGUCUCCAUACUCUGACCACCCCCCACCCAAAACACAAAAGCUUCUCUAUUUUAGAAAAUCUGGAGAAGAAUCCUGGGUAGAGCAUCCUGCGACCCCACUAGUUGGACGUUUUUUCUUGUGCUUCAUUUUAGGGCUAUCACCAUUUCCUUUUUGCUUGGCAUUCAGGAGUUUAUAGUGCAUAAUGUUCCUUGCUAUUAUCACUUCAUAUAAUUGAGAUUGUGCUAAAAUUACUUAGGGUUAUAUUCAUGUCUACUGUCUUCAUAACAGAUUCCACUACUAACCCUUUCCUCCUUGGUCUUCUUUAUGAAUUCUCCAAAUUCUACAAAUCAUAGGUUGCUGUUUCAAACACAUCUAUUAGUUGGGUACCAACUCUGAAUCUUAAACACGACAAUUGGUAUAUAGAUUUUAAAAUGUUACAUGGAAAAAUAGUUGAGAUUAGAGAAUUAAGUAUUCUAGUACUAUUGAAUUUAUGUUUAGAAAGUCUUAUUUCAUUUUGAGUGUUUUUGGGGGGGAGGGUGGGGGGGUGGACUGAAAGGGCAACAAACUUUCAACCCCCAAACUUUGGAGAUAAUUUUGCUUGAGUGGAAGCCAUUGCUAUGCUAACAUUCAGCUAGUGUUAUGAACUAGUCUGCUGGCCCCAAUCUGAAAGUUCUGUGGAAAUUAAAGAGAAAUGGCUUUUAUUAAUCAUUAGUAUAAAUAGAUCUAGCUGCUUUAAGACAUCAGAUCAGACAUGGUCUCUGUUGAGUUAUAAUUGUGUAUUUGAGGCAGAUAAAUGUUGGUAUUGAUACAAACUAGUUGUGUAUGGAUGAAAUAUAAUUAAUUUUAUUUGCAAAAUGUGAUACUCUUCACAUUCAGUGUGGGCUAAAGCCAAAUCUGGAACCUAAUAACUAAAUAAAAUUUGCUAAACAAGUUA
Hipposideros armiger (great roundleaf bat) is the source of this 4200-nucleotide messenger RNA. RefSeq names its product DnaJ heat shock protein family (Hsp40) member C25 (gene DNAJC25). NCBI's taxonomy places the organism in Eukaryota, Metazoa, Chordata, Mammalia, Chiroptera, Hipposideridae. Gene Ontology annotation, biological process: protein folding. The transcript has 4 exons. The coding region runs from base 85 to 1164 and encodes 359 amino acids. Gene Ontology annotation, cellular component: endoplasmic reticulum membrane. The record is from RefSeq and is a predicted model, not a curated record.